Molecule: messenger RNA, 3243 nt
Organism: Mercenaria mercenaria
Lineage: Eukaryota; Metazoa; Mollusca; Bivalvia; Venerida; Veneridae
Product: plipastatin synthase subunit A-like
Exons: 1
Coding region: 1-3243 (1080 amino acids)
Biological process (GO): secondary metabolite biosynthetic process; amino acid activation for nonribosomal peptide biosynthetic process
Cellular component (GO): cytoplasm
Molecular function (GO): catalytic activity; phosphopantetheine binding
Source: RefSeq, a predicted model, not a curated record
AUGGGAACAUUAUUCUCUUCCCUGAAAAAACAAAAUGAAGAAAACUAUGUCACUAAAAGAAAGAGCCCUCAUCCUCAUUUGUCAAGUAGUACGAUAUUAGGUAGAAGUGUAAAAGAAAUAGAUCUGUCAGUGGCGCAAAGAAGGAUAUUAGUUUUUCAAAAUGCUGUUCCUGAUUCAACUGCUUACACUAUUACAAUAGCUUUAAUCAAAGAUACAAAUAUAGACCCAGAACCUAUUUUGAAAGAAUUGGUAAGACGUCACCCAAUACUGCUGGCAUCUUAUAACCCUACAAGGAACGUUUUAUCGAUUUCCAAAGAAAAUAUAUCUACUGUUAUAAGUCCACUUGUAACAGUUAACAGAAUAUCCGAAUUGAAAAAGUAUAUAGAUGAAACAAUACCAGCAUUUAAUAUGACAGAUGGAGUGCUGUCACAAAUGAAAGUCAUCGCUUGUGGAAAGACAAAAAUGUUUGUGAUUCACGUGCAUCAUAUAAUUGCUGAUGAAGUUACAGUUCAAAAUAUGAAAACUACUUUGGAACAGUUAAUUCAGAACCCGCCAUCCAAUGUUCAAUUUGAUACAGAAGAUGUGUUUAUAUGUUCCACGGCAACCGAGUCUGAAAAAGAGUAUAUCUUAUCAGAAGAUUUUGCAGCCGACAAAUUGUUCUGGGAAAAGGAAUUUGAGGAUUGCCCAGAUUCGUCGUCUUUAAGUUUCAGACACGUUUCUGAUAUAAGCGACUUCGAAGCUCAUACAGCAAAUACAGUCCUUUCUUUUUUACCUGAUAGCAGUCAACAAAUACGUAACGAAAGGUUCCGUAAAUCACAUGGACUAACAAAGUUUCAGGUCUUCUUGGCAUUGUUUGUCUUAGUUCUUCAACGGUAUCUUGGAAGUCCAGGUGUUUUAGUUGCGAUACCAGUAUCAAUUCGUGAUGCUCAAACUAAGACAAUUGAUGGUCUGAUUGCGAACAUGGUCUUAUUUAAGUAUACAAUUAAUCUGAAUGAUACGUUUAAAGAACAUGUUUUAAAUGUUACCCGAAGAUGGUUGACAGUUUUUAAACAUUCUAGAUACCCACUUGAAAUGGUGAGAGAAAUGAUCUGGUGCAAAUAUGGCAAAAACCUCGAAUGUUUAUGCAGAGUUAUGUUCAAUUAUAAACCUUUUGGUUCUGACAAAGAAGAAAUGAGAAUACACGCGAAACAUGCAAAAAUGGAGUUUGUAAUUGAAAUCUCAGACGAAACAGAAGGUGGCAAAAUACAGUGUGAAUAUGCAGAAAAACUGAUAGACCAAGGAAUAUCAAAACGUCUCGUUCAAACUCUGAGAGAUGUUUGCAAUAACUUCAACACACUUGGUGAGCGGAAGUUAAGAUUCACAGAGUUUUUGACAGACGAAGAGAUGACGAUACUAGAAGACUUUACAGAAACAGAGAAAAUUGACCAUGCUAAAGAAUCAGUGUACGAGAUGUUUUUCAGAAACACAAAAACUGCACCAUCAAAGACAGCCCUUGUACACAGAGGAAGGAAGUUUACUUACAGUGAUAUAUUGAAUCUAUCAGAUGGCAUAGCAUUACAAAUAUUAAACUGCGUUGACUUAAACCGUAUUGAAGCCCAACCCAUACUAUUACUGAUGGAGAAAAACGAGAUUGCAAUAUCGGCUAUAUUUGCAAUUUGGAAACUUGGCGGGUUUUUCAUGCCUAUAUCAGUUCUGCAUAUACCUUCAAUAACAGAAGCAAUAGAAAAGGUCAACCCAUGCCUUAUUCUAUUGAACGACGAUCGAUUUGAGAAAGAAGCCUCGAAUUCAAAAUGUAAUAUAGUAUGCCUGAAAAAUAGUUUGGGUCGUUCAGUGUCAGCGUUUCGCGCUUACAAGCAACCGUUUAAUCGUGAUAUAGGAAAACCCGCAUACUUGAUUCAGACGUCUGGAUCAACUGGAAAACCCAAACAUAUCAAGAUUUCACAAAUGAGUUUAUCUAUCCUUGCUGCAGCUUGGAUAAAACUGUUUGAGCUACAAACGACUGACGUAAAUGUUUUGCAAUGGGCGCCGUUGUCUUUUGAUGUCUUUAUAGGAGAUAUUGUCAGAGGUAUGUGUAGCACAACAGGAAAAGUUUGUAUCUGUCCUGAAGAAAAUCGCCUUGAAAUAGACUACAUAAAGGAUAUUAUAAGAACAGAGCAGAUAACAUUGGCAGAAUUUACGCCUCAAUUUUCAUUGACACUUGUGGAAAAUUCAAAUGCGGAAGAAUUAAAUUCUUUGAAGAUAUUGAUUUUAGGAUCUGAUGUCCUUCAAACGGAGGUUUAUAAAAAAGUAAAAAAUUGUCUACAUAGAAACCAACGCCUCUUAAAUGGUUAUGGAAUGUCAGAAGCUACCAUUGACUCCUCUUAUUUUGAGGGAGAAAAUUUGCCAAUCACAAGAGGAGGGACAGUACCUAUUGGAAAACCGCUGCCUGGAGUCAGAAUGAAAGUUCUUGAGCCUGAAACGCUUCGGCCAUGCCCUGUUGGAACGUUGGGUGAAUUGUUUAUUGGUGGUCGUGUUCUAGGGUCUGGUGACACUGACAUCGUAACGCUUCUUUCAGGUGAAGUGAUGCUUAAAACCAACGAUCGUGCGUGUUGGCUUCCAUCAGGAGAUUUAGAACUUUUUGGACGACUGAAUUCCGUAUGUAAACUAAGAGGCUUCCGCAUUUGUACAACAGAAAUCGAAAAUACCAUUUUGAUGACUUGUAGCUUUGUAAGAGAAGUUACUGUGGCCGUUCUCACGACUGGAAGAAAUGGAAGCGAAAUCCUCUGUGCGUUUGUUGUGUUGGGAAAUCUUCAAGAGCUGACUGAUUCCAGUAAACGGAAGAUAGUUCAGUCCGUAAAAGCCCGGCAUCCAUAUUACAUGGUGCCUGAUUUGAUCACAACUGUUGAUAUGAUACCUUUAACUGCUAACGGAAAAGUAAAUCAUACCGCUUUACCAUCGGUAUUGGAUUUAUUACACAGUCCAAUCACUGAAGAAGAGACUGAACUUUCGGAAACUGUCAUCAUUUUGAGGCAAAUAUUUGCUGACAUACUUAGACUGGAUUCCUCACUGGUAGACACCAGACGUACAUUUUUUAAACAAGGGGGCAAUUCUUUGCUACUUGUGCAGUUUCAUUCACUGAUUAAACGGAAAACAGAUUAUGACAUUUCACUAGCAGAUGUAUUUUCGUAUCCAUCAUUGAAAUGCCUUGCCGAGUCUAUUGAAGACAAAAUGACACAAACGAAGAUUUUAAACAACGACACUUAA